GUUAGAUUUUUUGUGUGAGGGAAAAGACGAGCAGCAGUGAAAAAGCUUCCCAGUCACUCCAGGAGCUAUAGCUACGUUUUUAUUUAAUAAAGCAUCCUGCUACGUUUUUUUAAAGCUUUCAGAUUCACUGGGAGAUUAAAAGAGAGAGAGAGAAAAUCCAUUCUCUUAAGUUUGUGCACAUCUAAAGAUUAAUUUAUUUUCAACUCCAGCUUUGUAAGAGAGGAGAGAAAGAAAAAAACAGCACGCGAGACACGAGAGGAGAAUAUAUAUAUAUAUAUUAUAUCAUCAUUAUUGGGAUAACUUGCCAAGAGAGCACUUCUUAUUGAAGACCAAAGAGACUUUCUAUAUUGUUCCAGAAUUGGAGGGCAGCUUUUUAAAAAAAAUUCAAUUCCUCUUCGGGGAUAAAUUGUAGCUCAAUUCAGGAGAAUCUCGAGGAGGGAUUUGCAACCAUUAGCAGGACCCCAUGCCAACAAUCAUGACAACCGACCACCCUGCACGUCAGCUUCUGGACUUCAAUCAGAAGCUAGACAUUAAUCUGCUGGAUAAUGUUGUAAAUUGCUUGUAUCAUGGGGAGGGCCCACAGCAACGAAUGGCACAAGAAAUAUUAACUCACUUAAAAGAACAUCCAGAUGCUUGGACCAGGGUAGAUACCAUCCUAGAAUUUUCCCAGAAUAUGAAUACAAAGUACUAUGCCUUGCAGAUACUAGAAAAUGUGAUCAAAACCCGUUGGAAAAUACUUCCAAGAAAUCAGUGUGAAGGAAUAAAAAAAUAUGUUGUUGGCUUAAUCAUUAAAACAUCUUCAGAGACCUUGGAGAAAGAUAAAGUUUAUCUUGGAAAACUGAAUAUGAUUCUUGUCCAGAUCCUUAAACAUGAAUGGCCCAAAAACUGGCCCACAUUCAUAAGUGAUAUAGUAGGAGCCAGCAAAACAAGCGAGUCUCUGUGUCAGAACAACAUGGUCAUUUUAAAACUGCUCAGCGAAGAAGUGUUUGAUUUCUCCAGUGGGCAGAUGACACAGGUGAAAGCCAAGCAUUUAAAAGACAGUAUGUGCAAUGAAUUCUCGCAGAUAUUUCAGCUCUGUCAGUUUGUGAUGGAGAACUCUCAGAACGCCCCUUUAGUCCAUGCAACACUGGAGACAUUGCUGCGGUUUCUGAACUGGAUCCCUUUAGGUUACAUCUUUGAAACUAAACUCAUCUCCAGUUUGGUGUACAAGUUUCUGAAUGUGCCCAUGUUUCGAAACGUGACGUUGAAGUGUUUGACGGAAAUUGCUGGCGUUAGCGUCAGUCAAUAUGAUGAGCAAUUCAUCUCGUUGUUUACAUUAACACUCAUUCAGCUCAAACAGAUGCUACCUGUGAAUACUAACAUUCGGCUUGCAUAUGCAAAUGGAAAGGAUGAUGAGCAGAACUUUAUUCAGAAUCUGAGUCUCUUCUUGUGCACUUUCUUGAAGGAGCAUGGUACACUGGUAGAAAGGACACUGGAGCUCAGAGAGGCUCUCUUAGAUGGCCUACACUACAUGAUUUUGAUAUCGGAAGUGGAAGAGAUAGAAAUUUUUAAAAUCUGUUUGGAAUACUGGAAUCAUCUGGCGGGAGAGCUUUAUCGAGAAAAUCCCUUUUCCAUUAGCGCCUCUCCUGCUCUGGGGAAUCCUCACAGUGAUGUUCCUCCGAGGAGGCAGAUCUACCUGCCAGUGCUGUCAAAGGUGAGGCUUAUAAUGAUCAGCCGAAUGGCAAAACCGGAAGAGGUUCUUGUGGUGGAGAAUGAGCAGGGAGAAGUAGUUCGGGAAUUCAUGAAAGAUACAGACUCCAUCAAUCUGUACAAAACUAUGAGGGAGACACUUGUGUACCUCACACAUUUAGACUAUGCUGACACAGAAUGCAUAAUGACCGAGAAGCUACACAACCAAGUGAAUGGUACGGAGUGGUCGUGGAAGAACCUCAACACUCUUUGCUGGGCUAUCGGCUCCAUCAGUGGUGCAAUGCACGAAGAGGACGAGAAACGUUUCCUUGUCACAGUCAUCAAGGAUUUGCUAGGUCUUUGUGAACAAAAACGUGGGAAGGAUAAUAAGGCUAUUAUUGCCUCUAAUAUAAUGUACGUGGUGGGACAAUAUCCCCGAUUCCUGCGAGCUCAUUGGAAGUUCCUAAAGACGGUGGUGAACAAGCUGUUCGAGUUUAUGCAUGAAACGCAUGACGGUGUCCAGGACAUGGCUUGUGACACGUUUAUUAAGAUAGCACAAAAGUGCCGACGUCACUUUGUACAAGUUCAAGUGGGAGAGGUGAUGCCUUUCAUUGAUGAGAUCUUGACUAACAUCAACACCAUCAUUUGUGACCUGCAGCCUCAUCAAGUACACACGUUCUAUGAAGCAGUUGGUUACAUGAUUGGAGCUCAAACUGAUCAAACUGUCCAGGAGCAUCUGAUUGAGAAAUACAUGCUUUUGCCUAAUCAGGUGUGGGACAGCAUUAUUCAGCAAGCAACAAAGAACGUGGACAUUCUGAAGGAUGCGGAGACAGUGAAACAGCUCGGGAGUAUCCUGAAGACUAACGUGAGGGCUUGCAAGGCAGUUGGACACCCAUUUGUUAUUCAGCUAGGACGAAUAUACCUGGACAUGCUCAAUGUGUACAAGUGUUUGAGUGAGAACAUCUCGGCUGCCAUCCAGGCAAAUGGCGAAGUUGUUACCAAGCAACCAUUAAUCAAAAGCAUGAGAACAGUAAAGAGAGAGACUUUGAAGCUGAUAUCUGGCUGGGUGAGCCGGUCCUCAGAUCCACAGCUGGUUGCAGAAAACUUUGUCCCCCCGCUGCUUGACGCAGUGCUGAUCGACUACCAGAGGAAUGUCCCUGCAGCCCGUGAGCCAGAAGUUUUGAGUACAAUGGCCACCAUAGUGAACAAACUGGAGAAUCACAUUACUGCAGAGGUCCCCCAGAUCUUCGACGCCUUGUUUGAGUGCACUCUGGAUAUGAUCAACAAGGAUUUUGAAGAGUAUCCAGAGCACAGGACUAACUUCUUUCUGCUUCUUCAAGCAGUCAAUAGUCAUUGUUUCCCUGCCUUCCUGAACAUACCUCCAGCCCAGUUCAAAUUGGUCCUUGACUCCAUUAUCUGGGCUUUCAAACACACCAUGAGGAACGUGGCCGACACAGGGUUGUCCAUUCUUUAUACUCUACUUCAGAACGUUGCACAGGAAGAGGCAGCUGCCCAGAGCUUUUACCAAACUUAUUUCUGUGACAUUCUCCAACACAUAUUCUCAGUGGUGACAGAUACUUCACACACUGCUGGAUUGACGAUGCAUGCUACCAUCUUGGCAUACAUGUUCAGCCUAGUGGAGGAUGGCAAGAUCACUUUGUCUUUGAGUCCAGCUACUCCCAAUAUCAACAAUCAGAUCUUCGUGCAGGAGUUCGUGGCCAACCUGUUGAAAACUGCCUUCCCUCACCUCCAAGACGCACAGAUCAAGGUUUUUGUGACUGGUCUGUUCAGCCUAAAUCAAGACAUUCCAUCUUUCAAAGAGCAUCUGAGAGAUUUCCUUGUACAGAUCAAGGAAUUUGGUGGCGAAGACACUUCGGACCUGUUUCUGGAGGAGAGGGAGACAGCCCUGCGCCAGGCCCAAGAGGAGAAGAGAAAGCUUCAGAUGACCGUUCCUGGGAUUUUAAACCCCCACGAAAUAGCGGAAGAGAUGUGUGAUUGAACAAACCACGUGUUACAGAAAGAAAGGGAUGGGAAGGGUGGAGGGAGGAGAAAUGAAUGAAGAAGAAAGGACAGCGAGUGAAUGGGUAUGAAAGGGAUAGCAAAUGGGACAAAUCCUUCAUUGGUCUGAUGUGACGGGACUUUUUAAGAUUGAAAUUCCAGUUUUGUUUCCUUGCCAUUGGUCACGAGAGGGGAGUUUUUUUAUCGCAAAAAUCUUCAUUAUUAUUUUCUCCCUGGGUUGAAAUUGUGUUUAUGAACUGUGAACAUGCCGACAGCUAAGCCUGCAGCCAUUGUUCCUUUAUUUGGGCCGUGUGGUGUUGUACAGCUUGAGCUAUUUCAACAACUUAAACUAUAUUGGAGAACCUUUCAACACAUUGUAUAGUUGGGUUUUAUAUUAAACCCAGCCUGGUUGGCUUGACAAA
Molecule: messenger RNA, 4088 nt
Organism: Carcharodon carcharias (great white shark)
Lineage: Eukaryota; Metazoa; Chordata; Chondrichthyes; Lamniformes; Lamnidae
Product: exportin-1-like
Exons: 25
Coding region: 464-3667 (1067 amino acids)
Biological process (GO): protein export from nucleus; ribosomal large subunit export from nucleus; ribosomal small subunit export from nucleus
Cellular component (GO): cytoplasm; nucleus
Molecular function (GO): nuclear export signal receptor activity; small GTPase binding
Source: RefSeq, a predicted model, not a curated record